Molecule: messenger RNA, 399 nt
Organism: Rhizoctonia solani
Lineage: Eukaryota; Fungi; Basidiomycota; Agaricomycetes; Cantharellales; Ceratobasidiaceae
Product: glycoside hydrolase family 61 protein
Exons: 4
Coding region: 1-399 (132 amino acids)
Source: RefSeq, a predicted model, not a curated record
AUGGUUUAUAUGGCCAAAGUCAGCAACGCUGGCACUUCUGCAGCACCCACCUCUGGAUGGUUCAAGAUUUAUGAGGCUGGCCUCUCCGGUGGAAAGUGGGCGGUAGACAACCUCAUCGCCAAUGGCGGUAAGCUCACUGUCACGGUACCGAGCUGUAUCCCUGCUGGAGACUACCUCUUCCGUGGCGAGCUUAUUGCUCUGCACGCGGCGUCCUCCUACCCUGGUGCCCAAUUGUAUAUGGAAUGCGCCCAAAUCCGUGUCACAGGCGGAGGAUCCAAGACCCCUGCAACAGUGUCGAUUCCUGGAGCAUACAAGAGCUCUGACCCCGGCAUCACCUAUAACCUCUACAGCGGCCAAUCUACCUAUACCAUCCCUGGGCCCCGUCCUUUCACUUGCUAG